Molecule: messenger RNA, 1253 nt
Organism: Malus domestica (apple)
Lineage: Eukaryota; Viridiplantae; Streptophyta; Magnoliopsida; Rosales; Rosaceae
Product: probable 2-oxoglutarate-dependent dioxygenase AOP1
Molecular function (GO): 2-oxoglutarate-dependent dioxygenase activity
Source: RefSeq, a predicted model, not a curated record
UUUCUCUUAAAAAACUAUGAGAGGAGUCGGAGAGUGGGAGACAGAGAGAGAGAGAGAGAGAGUGUGUGAGAGAGAUGGAGAUGGAUGAUCAAGUACUCCCAAUUCUUGAUUUUUCAGAGGGUCUAGUGUUUAAGCAAGGGAGCGAGGAGUGGAAAGCUAUGAGUAACAAAGUGAGAGAGGCAUGUGAGGAUUAUGGUUGCUUUCUUUUGCUAGUGAGGGAUGAGAUCCCCAUGAAGUUGCGUGAAGAAAUGGUGACGGCCAUGAAAGCUUUGUUUGAUCUGCCUGAAGAGACCAAGCAUAAGCACAAGAUUUUCAAGCCUUAUCAGAGCUACGAAGGCAGGAGCCCGGUCAUUCCCUUGAACGAAAGCUUCGGCAUCGAUGACGCUUGCCGCCUCGACGCAGCUCAGGCCUUCACCAACCUCAUGUGGCCUCAAGGAAACCCUGCAUUUUGUGAGGCAAUGAAAUCCAUGUGCUCCAAGAUGAUGGACUUGAAUAUCACCAUCCUUUGGAUGAUCUUAGAGAGCUUUGGUUUGGGGAACCACUAUGACACUCAUGUCCAAAACACCACCAGUGCUUUUCGUUUCAUGAAGUACAAAGCUCCUCCUCCUCCUCCUCCAACUCCAAGCAACAUCAAUAUUAAUGUUGGCUCAUCAACAGCAUCACCGUCGGCGUCCCCAUCAGCUGCCCUGGGCCUUGUGCCUCAUACUGACAAAAAUACCCUAACCAUUCUGUGCCAAAACGAUGUGCAAGGCCUAGAGAUUCUGACCAAACAAGGCAAAUGGGUUGAAGUGAUGGUCCCAGAGGGAGCUGUUGUGGUCUUUGUUGGUGAUGCACUUAAGGCCUGGAGCAAUGGGAGGCUUCAUGCAGUGAUGCACAGGGUUAUGAUGAGUGGGGACAAAGAGAGGUACUCUUAUUCCCUAUUUUCUGUGCCAAAAGAGGAGGUGGUGAUUGAAGUGCCACAGGAAUUUAUAGACAAGGAGCAUCCUUUGUUGUACAAGCCAUUCAACUUUGCCGAAUACUUUACAUACUUCACGUCCAAUGUUCGUGAGGAUGCACUCGAAUUAUAUGCUGGAGUUGAUAUUAUGUCAUAAGAUCUAUGUUGGUUAAGGGGAUGUGUGUUUUGAAACAAGGUUUCUAUAUAUGUCUUUGUGUCGUAUGUUUUAUUUUAUUGAAAGACAAUAAUCUUAAUUUGUAUUGCCUAAGACUUUAGUAUAUGGAAGUAUCUUGCAUCUUGUUUGGUGGAGAAAAAGUUA